Messenger RNA from Nicotiana attenuata, 1298 nucleotides. RefSeq names its product E3 ubiquitin-protein ligase At4g11680-like. The transcript is spliced from 4 exons. Bases 88 to 1152 code for a protein of 354 amino acids. The record is from RefSeq and is a predicted model, not a curated record. NCBI's taxonomy places the organism in Eukaryota, Viridiplantae, Streptophyta, Magnoliopsida, Solanales, Solanaceae.
GUCAUCACUUUCAUUCCACCCCCCCCCCCCCACCCCCCACUUCACAAGAACACUUGAACAAGCAAAAAGAUUCAAACUUUAUGCAGAAUGGACCAAGAAUUUCAAAGAAAUUUAAUUAGUGAAAAUGGUGGUUUUGAACAAAGCUAUUUUAGAGGUUUAGGUACCCCCUUUUCUUGGUAUUUUUCAAGAAUGGCCUCUUUUUUGAACCCACAAAACCAUCAUCAAAGUUUUGAUGAUGAUGGGGUUGUUUCUUAUGAUGAUGAUUAUUCAUCACCAUUUAGUUAUUGUGGAUACUCAAGACCCAUUGUGGUUCUUGAUGUAAUAUGGAACUUGGCAUUUAUUUGUGUUUCUUGUUUUGUACUAUUGACCACUUUAAGUGAAAGGCCUUCUACUCCUUUGAGACUUUGGAUUGGUGGCUAUGCACUUCAGUGCCUAUUGCAUGUGGGUUUUAUUUGGAUUGAGUUUCAAAGAAGGAGUUUUGAUGAUUUUGAUGCUGUCAAUUUUGAUGGGGUUUCUUCUUUUUCACUGUUUCAGAGCAGCAUCAUGAAGAGGCUGGAAUCAGUUAAUACUGUGGUUUCAUCUAUCUGGUGGGUGUUUGGCUUUUACUGGAUUGUUAUAGGUGGCCAGCCACUUCUGCAAGACUCACCUCGUCUUUACUGGUUAUCAGUGGUCUUCCUUGCAUUUGAUGUGUUCUUUAUGGUCUUUUGCAUUGUGAUGGCAUGUGUACUCUUCUUCGCGCUCUUUUGUUUCUUUCCAUUUAUAGCAACAGUUGCAUAUGCCAUGAGACUUGGAGAUGGAGCAUCUGAAAAUGAUAUCAAGACUCUUCCCAAGUAUAGAUAUGGUCAAUCAAAUACUUCAGGGAACCUUGUAAAUGUGAAGACAGGAGAAGAUCGCUUAAAUGUUAGUGCGAAGACAGGAGAAGAUCACUUAGUAUCACAGUUCAACAGUAGUGAUUCUGUACCUGAGCUUGCUCUUCAACCAGAUGAUUCUGAGUGCUGCAUAUGCCUCUAUAAAUAUUUGGAUGGAGUAGAGCUAUGUGUCCUUCCCUGCAAUCAUCAUUUCCACCAUGGAUGCAUUAGCAAAUGGCUAAGGAUAAAUGCAACCUGCCCACUCUGCAAAUUCAAUAUUCUUAGGGCUGAAACUCUAGUCUGACUAUUUUUGUCAAUCAAAAGACUUGAGAUUAUACACAGAAAUGUUAGCUUUUCCAUAUCUAAUGGCAAUAUGUAAUGUAUUUAAUGAUCUGAUUUGUACACUCCUUUUUCAGCGCAGUAUUGAUAAUGGAGUUUAGGUUCUAUGCA